GAAAGAUGGCGGCGCCCAUGAAAUUAUUUCCGGUGUACAAUAUUUUUUAAUUUAAUUUUUCUUUUUCAUCAGUUGGAGCAGUUUUUACUGAUCAAAACAUUUAUGACGUAAUAGCGCAUACAUUAAACUGUAGCUAUGUCUCUUCAAGCGGGAGAUGAGGAUUCGAUGAGCUUGGAUAGUGAGAAUGAAAAACUUGGUCUGCUUAGUGGAACUUCGACAACAAUAAUCAGUCCUUCAAAUACUACAAAUAGAGUUGGUACAAGCUGGUAUGCUUCAGUGUUUAUAGUGGUGAAUGCAGCCUUAGGAGCUGGUCUACUCAACUUCCCCAAGGCUUAUAAUGACGCAGGAGGAGUCCUUAUUGCCAUUAUAGUGCAAAUUGUCUUAAUGGUGUUCAUCAUCGGUGCACUGAUAAUCCUUGCUUAUUGUUCCGAUUCAAACCAGAGCGCCACCUAUCAAGAUGUCAUCUACUCGAUGUGUGGAAGACAAGCCCAAAUAUGCUGCUCAUUAGCCAUCCUGAUAUACUGCUUUGGGACGUGUAUUACAUUUUUUAUCAUCAUAGGUGACCAAUGGGAUCGCUUCUUGACAUUUGCCUAUGGGGCAGAUUACUGCCAUUACUGGUACAUGUCUCGUACUUUUACAAUGAUAGUCUCAUCAGUUAUACUCAUACUCCCUCUAUGUUUUCCAAAGAGAAUAGAUUUCCUCAAAUAUGCAAGUAUAGCAGGUGUCUUUGCUGUUGUCUAUGUAGUCAUAUUAAUCACAGUUAAAUAUUUUGUGGGAGAAAAUCAUCCAGGACCAAUCGCAAGCGAACCAAAACAUUGGACCAGUGUAUUCCUAGUGGUUCCAGUUAUAUGCUUCGGAUACCAGUGCCAUGUCAGUGUAGUCCCAAUAUAUUCAUGCCUGAAACAUCGAAGCGUCGGAGAAUUCUUAAAAACAGUCAUAGUUGCUAUGGGGAUAUGUUUUGCAACAUACACAGGGUCAGCCGUAUUUGGAUAUUGGACAUUUGGCUCGUAUGUGAAUGCUGAUAUUUUAGUUUCGUAUAAGCCGACGCCUGAUGUUUUAGUGGGUAUAAUAUUGAUAGCUGGGAAGAUCUACACGACCUAUCCCAUAUUACUGUUCUGCGAAAGGGCAGCAUUCGAGAGUGUCUGGAUUGAGGUACGAUCAUUGACGCCUGAUAUGGUCCUCAGUGGUGAGAAGAAACGACGAUACAUACAGACAAUCAGCCUCUUUUCCACCUCCCUAGCUCUAGCUGUCUUCAUUCCAGAUAUAGGUGUGGUUAUUUCAAUGCUUGGUGCAUUAGCAGGAGUGUUUAUAUUCAUAUUUCCAGGAAUGUGCCUUCUCCAGGCAUUGCUGACACAACCUAUAGGUGUCGCCUGGAAACGUAACAUCUUGUAUGCUCUUGCAUUCGGCUUUAUCGUCAUCGGAACAUUUAUUUUUGGUCUGGUACUCACGCAAGCAAUCAUUGAGGAUGUACUACAUCCAGAGAGCAGUAGCAAGAAAUCACAUUCUUUGUGCCAGUGAGAAUUUUAUAUGGCACUAGCAUAUUAAGCAUAAAGAAUAUCUACCCCUGACCCUGAUAAUCCAUUUGCUAGCCACAGUACAUUCUGACUACUACAGAUGACCUUGAACUUUGAUAUGGAUAAGACCAUAUCAAUCUCAUGUGUUGCUUUUAUGGGAGUUUGAUUGUGAAAUGAUUGGAGGUAGAAACAGUGAUUUUCUUCAUCUUUUCUGUUGGACAAAACCAAAGAAUUAACUCUAAAUUAAAGAGUAUGUAUGAUGUUGAGCUCAGAACAAUGGUAAUUAAAUCCCCCAUGACCAAAGAAUUGACACACAGGUUGUGCUGUGUUGGCAAUAUACUGGGAGUGUGCAAUUUGUGUUACGAAUGUCAGGCUUUUUAGCCCAUACGAUUGAGUGAGGCAGUUGUAAUAACCUACCUGUCUGCUUUUGUUUUAUGAUAUUAUAGUCAUUUGUAAAGGAUGAAAUGAAAUCAUGAGAAUUUAAAAGCUAUUCUGUGCUAUCAUUAGUGCACAAUCCAAGUGACAUGU
This is a messenger RNA of Owenia fusiformis, 2042 nucleotides long. The record is from the annotation of a GenBank genome assembly. NCBI's taxonomy places the organism in Eukaryota, Metazoa, Annelida, Polychaeta, Sabellida, Oweniidae.